Molecule: messenger RNA, 1920 nt
Organism: Rhinolophus ferrumequinum (greater horseshoe bat)
Lineage: Eukaryota; Metazoa; Chordata; Mammalia; Chiroptera; Rhinolophidae
Gene: OXER1
Product: oxoeicosanoid receptor 1
Exons: 2
Coding region: 154-1317 (387 amino acids)
Biological process (GO): G protein-coupled receptor signaling pathway
Cellular component (GO): membrane
Molecular function (GO): G protein-coupled receptor activity
Source: RefSeq, a predicted model, not a curated record
UUAGCAAAGGGGAACACUGGGUGUUUCUCAGGGCUGUGCGGAAGCUGAUAAAAACCCUGGGAUACUGAGUCAUUGUGGUAGCCAGCUGAUAGAGAGCACUCAUCUCUGAAUAUUGAUUCCGGGGUAGAAAGGCUGGAAACUUCUCUCAGGUCCAUGCAGCACAUGGAAUUCCACAACUUCAGUUCUCCCUCCCCUCUUCCAUCUCUCUCUCCCUCCUCUCUCUCUCCCUCCUCUCUCUCUCCCUCCUCUCUCUCUCCCUCCUCUCUGCCUCCUUCCCUCCCUCCCUCUCCCUCUGCCUUCACCACUGCAUCGGGGACCCCGGCUCACUGCCACCCCACCUCUUCUGAGAAGGUAUCUGACUUCCUGGUGCCGGUCCUGGGCGUGGAGUUCGUCCUGGGCCUGGUGGGGAACAGCCUGGCGUUCCUCAUCUUCUGCGUCCGCAUGCGGCCCUGGACCUCCAACACGGUGUUCCUGGUCAGCCUGGUCAUUGCCGACUUUCUCCUGAUCAUCAACCUGCCCCUUCGCAUGGACUACUACUUCUUCCACGAGACCUGGCGCUUCGGGGGCACCACCUGCAAGGUCAACCUCUUCAUGCUGUCCACCAACCGCACGGCCAGUGUGGUCUUCCUCACCGCCAUCGCCUUCAACCGCUACCUGAAGGUGGUGCGGCCCCACCACGCGCUGAGCCGGGCCUCGGCGUGGGCAGCCGCGCGGGUGGCAGGGGGGCUCUGGGUGGGCAUCCUGCUCCUCAACGGGCACCUGCUCUUGACCACCUAUCCCAGCCGGGUCUGCCUCAGUUACCAGCUGGGCGCGGCCCCCUCGCCCUGGCUCCGCUGGCACCAGGCACUGUUCGUGCUGGAAUUCUUCCUGCCACUGGCGAUCAUCCUCUUCGCCAUCGUGAGCAUCGGGCUGACCAUCCAGCGCCGCGGCCUGGUGGAGCAGGCGGGCCCGCGGAGGGCCGUGCGCAUGCUGGCCGCGGUGGUGGCCGUCUACGUCGUCUGCUUCUUGCCCAGCGUCCUCUUCGGCAUGGCGUCCCUGGUGGCUUUCCGCCUGAAUGCCUGCCCUGCCCUGAACAUUUGCACACAGCUCUUCCAUGGCUCCAUAGCCUUCACUUACCUCAACAGCGUCCUGGACCCCGUGCUCUACUGCUUCUCCAGCCCCAACUUCCUCCGCCAGGGUCAGGCCCUGCUGGGCCUCCGCCAGGGCUGGCAGGGCUCAUCCAGCAAUGAGAGCUCCUGCCAGCCCACAGCUCGGCUCCAGGCCUCCAGGAAGGCAGAGGCCACAGGGAAGCUGCAGGCGGAGGUAUCACCGGAGUAAGGGAAAGCCCUUCCCGGGACUAGAGUCUGCCAGGAGGCACAAGUUCACUCCCUAGACUGUUACUAGCACAGCCUGCCUGAACCAACUGGACAAGGGACAUCUGCCAGAAGCCAGGUGCGUGGCAGGAAGAAGAAAGGUCGUGGCCUUACAGAGUAUUAUGUCCCAAGUGACAGCCCCAGAAUGCAGGAAAGAGCAGAGGGCAGGCGGAGACAGGCAGGGGGUGUGGGAGCCCCAGCUCAGAUGGAAGGCGGCAAAGCUGCCCAGUUCCUAGUCAGAGCUGAGUACUGUGAAAGAAGUCUUGCUUCAGAAAUGGGACAACUGCAUUUUCUGUUAUCUCGUUUGUCCCUUUCAAUACUAGUCAACUUCCUGUGGAAAAUACAAGCCUGUCUUGGCUGUUGUAAGGAACUUGAAUAAAUGUCUUUGGAUCCAUCCAGCCCGGGCAUCAGCAGUGUUCAAAUGUAACCUGCUGUCACCCUAAGGGGCGAGGAAAUGGCAUCCAUAACUCUGGGGACUCCUGUGCAGGAAAAGAGCAGGCAAGGCCGGCUGAUGGGCCUGUAGUCACUAAUCAUCGAACAUUUACUGGGCCCCCACCAGUGCCCAGAC